AUGAAGUAUGAAUUAUAUGUUAAAGGAGAAUUUGAAAAUAUAAAAGGAUUAUCUUGUGAUCAGACAUAUCCUGCCAUAGUAACAUGUACUGCUUGUGAUUAUACACAUCCUAAAGUAGUUAUAAUAACAGAUGAAAGUUCGAUCAAAGAAAAGGGUGUUUAUAAGUGCAAUUGGGAAAUGAAAUGUCAUUCGUGCAGAAAUGAUAUAAAGAUUACAAUUAAAAAUCCCGAAACACUGACGAAAACUCUUCUUAAAGACAAAUACGAUGAUGAUUUUGAAAUAAGUUACAAUCCUGUUGUAAAAGAUCGUUGCUCACUAUCAUUAUUUGAAACCAGUGGUGGAGAAAUAUCUGAAGUAAAAAAAGUAGGCCUUAAUGUACUAACCGAAGAUGACCAGUUAUUUUUGAACAAAACAGUUGAUGACAAAAGAACUUUAGCAGAUUCAUAUGGAGGAGGUAAAAUGUAUUCAAUACUCAAUUUUGAAUUAGAAAUUAAAAGAGUAAAAUAA
Vairimorpha ceranae is the source of this 507-nucleotide messenger RNA. RefSeq lists its product as hypothetical. Lineage: Eukaryota; Fungi; Microsporidia; Nosematidae. The record is from RefSeq and is a predicted model, not a curated record. Bases 1 to 507 code for a protein of 168 amino acids. The transcript has a single exon.